Molecule: messenger RNA, 1380 nt
Organism: Saccharomycopsis crataegensis
Lineage: Eukaryota; Fungi; Ascomycota; Saccharomycetes; Ascoideales; Saccharomycopsidaceae
Gene: TEF1
Product: translation elongation factor EF-1 alpha
Exons: 2
Coding region: 1-1380 (459 amino acids)
Biological process (GO): translational elongation; translation
Molecular function (GO): GTPase activity; translation elongation factor activity; GTP binding
Source: RefSeq, a predicted model, not a curated record
AUGGGUAAAGAAAAGCAACACGUUAACGUCGUCGUCAUUGGUCACGUCGAUUCCGGUAAAUCUACUACCACCGGUCACUUGAUUUACAAGUGUGGUGGUAUUGACAAGAGAACCAUCGAAAAGUUUGAAAAGGAAGCCGCUGAAUUGGGUAAGGGUUCUUUCAAGUACGCCUGGGUUUUGGACAAAUUGAAGGCCGAAAGAGAAAGAGGUAUCACCAUUGACAUUGCUUUGUGGAAAUUCGAAACUCCAAAGUACAAUGUUACCGUUAUUGAUGCUCCAGGUCACAGAGAUUUCAUCAAGAACAUGAUUACUGGUACUUCCCAAGCCGAUUGUGCUAUCUUGAUUAUUGCUGGUGGUACUGGUGAAUUCGAAGCUGGUAUCUCUAAGGAUGGUCAAACCAGAGAACACGCUUUGUUGGCCUUCACCUUGGGUGUCAAGCAAUUGAUUGUUGCUGUCAACAAGAUGGAUUCCGUCAAGUGGGACCAAAAGAGAUUCGAAGAAAUCAAGAAGGAAGUUUCUAACUUCAUCAAGAAGGUCGGUUACAACCCAAAGACUGUUCCAUUCGUCCCAAUUUCUGGUUGGAACGGUGACAACAUGAUUGAAGCCUCCACCAACUGUCCAUGGUACAAGGGAUGGGAAAAGGAAACCAAGUCCGGUAAGUACUCUGGUAAGACCUUGUUGGAAGCUAUUGACUCCAUUGAACCACCAUCGAGACCAACUGACAAGCCAUUGAGAUUGCCAUUGCAAGAUGUCUACAAGAUCGGUGGUAUCGGUACUGUGCCAGUCGGUAGAGUUGAAACCGGUAUCAUCAAGGCUGGUAUGAUCGUUACCUUCGCUCCAUCUAACGUUACUACUGAAGUCAAGUCCGUCGAAAUGCAUCACGAAACCUUGGAACAAGGUGUCCCAGGUGACAAUGUUGGUUUCAACGUCAAGUCUGUUUCCGUCAAGGAAAUUAGAAGAGGUAACGUCUGUGGUGACAGCAAGAACGACCCACCAUCUGGUGUUGAAUCUUUCAACGCUCAAGUUAUCGUCUUGAACCACCCAGGUCAAAUCUCUGCUGGUUACUCUCCAGUCUUGGAUUGUCACACUGCUCACAUCGCCUGUAGAUUCGACGAAUUGUUGGAAAAGAUUGACAGACGUUCUGGUAAGAAGUUGGAAGAAUCUCCAAAAUUCAUCAAGUCCGGUGAUGCUGCUAUUGUCAAGUUCAUCCCAUCUAAGCCAUUGUCCGUUGAAGCUUUCACUAACUACCCACCAUUGGGUAGAUUCGCUGUCAGAGAUAUGAGACAAACCGUCGCUGUUGGUGUCAUCAAGUCUAUUGUCAAGGGUGCCGCUUCCAGUGGUAAGGUUACCAAGGCCGCUACCAAGGCUGCUAAGAAAUAA